AACUAGUAGGCUAUUUUUGCUACAUUCAUUUACUGCAGACAGAAAUCUCUUGCGCUCUAAGCUAACUGCAGACGACAAGACAAAUAGAUAAUGCAAACUGUUUUCAUUUGAAGAUCAUUCAAUGAAACUUCCUUCAGAAAAGUAGGAUGACCGCUUUCAUCCAUUUGGGGCGGGAUCUUGUGACUCACACAACUUCCUCUAUAGUAGCGCAUGGAAGAGUUGAACGCGAGCAUAUUCUCAUUCGGUGCAUUGAGAGAGAGAUGAAUACUUCUGCACACCCGUGAGGAGCAACAGGACUACAGAGCUGUAAACUGACCCCAGCGACCUCGACACGGACAGAGUACUGAAAGAGUUUUGACGGGGAACUGACUCGGAUCAGGAGCAACAUGAGCGAGCGCUUUGACUGUGACAACUGCAAGGAGUCCUUAUACGGCAGGAAGUACAUUCAGGCAGAGGACAACCCUUACUGCAUCCCUUGCUACGACAGCCUGUUCGCCAACACCUGUGAUGAGUGCAAAGAGCUGAUUGGCCAUGAUUCAAGAGAGCUAUUUUACGAGGACCGUCACUACCACGAGCACUGCUUCCGCUGUUUCCGCUGUGACCGUUCGCUGGCAGACGAGCCCUUCACCAGCCAGGAUGAUGCUCUUCUGUGCAAUGACUGUUACUGCAAUGAGUUCUCCUCCAAAUGUGUGGCCUGCGAUAAAACUGUCAUGCCUGGAACCAGGAAGCUUGAGUACGCUGGCUCCACAUGGCAUGAGGGCUGUUUCAUUUGCAACAGCUGCCAACAACCAAUAGGCUCUAAGUCAUUUAUCCCAGAUAAAGAUGACCACUAUUGCGUACCCUGCUAUGAGAACAAGUUCGCACCGCGCUGUACUCGAUGUAAACAGGCCUUGGCUAAAGGUGGUGUGACCUAUAGGGAUGAGCCAUGGCAUAAGGAGUGCUUUGUGUGCACAGGCUGUAAAGUCCAACUAGCUGGCCAGCACUUCACCUCCCGUGAUGACAGCCCAUACUGCCUCAAAUGUUUUGGCAAUCUGUAUGCUAAGAAAUGUGAAGCCUGCAAAAAACCUAUUACAGGUUUUGGUGGAGGAAAGUACAUUUCGUUUGAGGACCGGCAAUGGCACCAGCCAUGCUUCACAUGCUCUCGAUGCUCUGUGUCGCUGGUGGGUGCUGGCUUCUUCCCUGAGCAAGAUGAUAUCCUCUGUCGCAACUGCAAUGGCAACUCAUAGAACGCAACCCCUAUCCACACACUUUACCUUCCCAUAUACAUAUACAUGCACAUGUCUAUUUUACACUGCUGUGCCCUCACAUGAGAACUUCACAUCUCAAGCUAUGCCUAUGCUGAUACUGCUGUUUGAGAUCCCAGCAAACCAGCUAUCUGCCCCCACACACAACGGUCUGAGUUUCACCAAAAUACUCAAAGAAUAGGCUUACUGGUUUACGACUGGGUAAAUAAGACUUUUAAAAGAUGCACCAAAGAUUGCUGUUGAGUUGUUAAAGCCACGCAAUGCUGAGUUCCAACUACAGUCUAUCCAUUGCACAAUCCAUAAAUGUGUAGGUCUCUAUGCACAGAUAAAAAUAUCUGAUCUUCCUA
Molecule: messenger RNA, 1591 nt
Organism: Cyprinus carpio (common carp)
Lineage: Eukaryota; Metazoa; Chordata; Actinopteri; Cypriniformes; Cyprinidae
Product: four and a half LIM domains protein 3-like
Biological process (GO): actin cytoskeleton organization
Cellular component (GO): stress fiber; Z disc; nucleus
Molecular function (GO): transcription coregulator activity; actin binding
Source: RefSeq, a predicted model, not a curated record